AUGGCUGAAGUGCACGUGAUUGGGCAAAUCUUGGGGGCCACCGGUUUUUCAGAAAAUAGUCUCUUCUGCAAGUGGGGCGUCCACACAGGAGCAGCAUGGAAGCUCUUGUCCGGCCUGCGGGAGGGCCAGACGCAGGUGGACACCCCUCAAGUGGGGGACAUGGCCUACUGGUCCCAUCCCAUUGAUCUACACUUUGCCACCAAAGGUCUUCAAGGUUGGCCCCGGCUCCAUCUCCAGGUGUGGUCCCAGGACAACUUUGGCCGCUGCCAGCUUGCUGGCUAUGGCUUUUGCCAUGUGCCCAGCAGCCCGGGCACCCACCAACUAGACUGUCCCACGUGGCGGCCCCUGGGCAGCUGGCGAGAACAGCUGGCACGGGCCUUUGUGGGUGGCGGGCCACAGCUGCUGCAUGGGGACACUAUCUACAGUGGGGCCGACCGCUACCGUCUGCACACAACUGCUGGUGGCACGGUGCACCUCCAGCUCGGCCUGCUGCUACGCCACUUCGACCGCUAUGGUGUGGAGUGCUGA
Molecule: messenger RNA, 528 nt
Organism: Elephantulus edwardii (Cape elephant shrew)
Lineage: Eukaryota; Metazoa; Chordata; Mammalia; Macroscelidea; Macroscelididae
Gene: B9D2
Product: B9 protein domain 2
Exons: 3
Coding region: 1-528 (175 amino acids)
Biological process (GO): cilium assembly
Cellular component (GO): MKS complex
Source: RefSeq, a predicted model, not a curated record